Limulus polyphemus (Atlantic horseshoe crab) is the source of this 6325-nucleotide messenger RNA. RefSeq lists its product as uncharacterized. Bases 896 to 5719 code for a protein of 1607 amino acids. Lineage: Eukaryota; Metazoa; Arthropoda; Merostomata; Xiphosura; Limulidae. The transcript is spliced from 3 exons. The record is from RefSeq and is a predicted model, not a curated record.
UGGCGUAAGCGUUCAGUAGACGCAGUGCAACAAAACCGUAUGCUUGAUAGUAUUUUGAGUUUCCAUACGGUUCUGAUCUGGCAUAUUGAGCUACAUAGUUCAGAAUUUAAAGUAGGCUGAUAUAAAGGCUACUUGAACAAUAACUUCAUGGCUCUUCUAUUUAAGUAAUUAAUUCUAACAGAGCUAUAUUAGUGCUAUUCACACUCUGAUGAUGACCACUCAUAUUGGAACACACAGGGUGUCUUCCAUACUAAUUACCUUUGUGUGAAAUAGCAGGUAUUGUCAGUUUCAUCUUGAAUAAUUGAACGACACAGGUUCCAGGAAUAAGGAAGGCAGAACAGCACCUGACUCCGUUCCCGACUGACUCAUCAUGACCUCUGACUGCUGGUUUGAGAACGUAUAGUUUAACAACUGGCCAGGCUGCAGAACGAGAUUGCUCCAGAUCAAGACUGUCCGUGUUUCUUCACUGAUAAAAGACUAAACGAACAGGCGCGAAAUGAUUUGAAAACAAACUGGCAACUGUCUUACCUUCGACGUCUGCUCGAGAUUAGAGAAUCCCGACGAAUACUUCAUCCUAUUAAAGAGCAAGACUUCCUCACAGAUAUGAAUAUUUUUAUGGUAUCAGUAAAGUGAUUUAUGAUUCAUGGUUAUUUGAAGAACACUACGACAAUGUGAGCCAUUUCCUGUAAAAUACAGAGCAUUUGGAGGACUCUGAAAGCAAGAACAAUUAAAUCUUCUGUGCUACUGUCGUACUUAGUGGAAUGUUAACCACGUAGAAGCCAAGGAACUUCUACUUAUAUGAGACAUGUUUAUUAUUAUAGCGAAUCAUUAAACAAACGAAUGUUUUUUGGUUUUUCUGUUUCUUUAAGCUUGAACAACAAAGAAUGUUACUGAUAUGAUCAAACAACGAACAUUUGUCGAAAUGCCCAGACUAAGAAGAUCAGUUGUAUGGAUAGUAACCAUUCUUGCAGUGCAUGGAAUAGAUAAUGUUUGUAGUUAUGAUAAUUCCAACGACUCUCAGCCACUAAUUAAUUAUUCGAUAUACCAAGACGGCCGACAUUAUGGUGAUGCAGAAACCUAUAAAGAAAUAAGUGAAGACAGUAGUAACGAUGAAAGUGUUAGAAAUAAUCAGAUUAUUUCUACUGCAUUGUCGCUUUCACUAUUACCAACCUUUUUGGAAAAGUGGAACGAUUUUGGACACCCUGAUUCAACAAUUACCAUGGAUAACCAUAUUAUUUACCCUAAUGCUUCUAGAGAUGUCCAUCCACCUGAAGUCAAAUUAAAAAAUCCCAAACCCAACCCACAAUUGCCUAAAAAGAUCCAGUCUGCUUUAAUACUUUCUUCAAAUGAGCAAUCAAUAAGCGAAGAAACGUAUGCAAUAAUUAUGAAAAAUGAUACAAGUACAGUUAUUACUACUGAAGAACCAGCAUCUAACAGUGAUCACGUGGAACCAUAUCCUACGAACACUUCCAUAUUGUCGAACAUCAUAAAGGGUAAAGAAACUGAUAUGAAAAAUAUUAGACACUAUUAUGCUACUAAUUCUAAACAUAAUUCUUCACACCAUAACGAACCUCAUAUCAUAAAAGUUGAUGAAGUUUCUUCUUCUCCCUUCAUUCAUAAAAAUUCCGUUCCAUUUCGUACUGAAACGUCUAGUGGAAUAAUAAGGAAUCACACAUUUUCAAUUGUAGACAAAAUUUCUUCCACUGAUAAAACAGAACGCAGUUCCAGCAUUAAAAUACUACCACUUAGAGGUCUCUUGGCUUCAAAUAUUAGUGAUUAUGUAAGGAAUGCUGCUAUUAACCCUAACAUUUCUGUGUUACUUGCACCAAGAAACAGGUAUACGAGUUAUAUGGGAUCAGGUGUUUUGUCCAAACCUGUACCAAAGAAAAUGCACGCAAAUCAUUUUGAAAGAAAUGUUCAUAAUACAUUUACUAAACCUGGACAACAACUUAACUCCACCAUUGGUCGUCUUGGAAAACAGUUAUCUAUUAUUACUGGUAUGUUAGUGCUACGACAUAACUCUACGAAUCACUUAGGAACAGAUACCUCCAACCUCACCACGAAUCUUGAAAACCAAAAUUACUCUGUCAAUCAACUAGAAUAUGACGACUUUAUUGAAAUUCAGGAUUUUGAAUCUGAUGUAUAUAAUGAUACACAAAUGUCUGUACUGAACUCCAAAUCAUCUGGUUACUUAAAACCAGCUCUUUCUAAUGUUUCAGGGAAACUUGAUUAUCUGUAUAACUUCAAAAGUCACUCUAAAACCGGUGUUUCAAAUUAUACGCAGACGCCUAUUCUAAACUAUCGCUCUUCUGGUAAUGAUACUGAAAAAAAUGAAUCCCGAUAUAACUUUAAAAGUCACUAUAUAGCGAAUGUAUUCAACGACUUUGGAAAAAACAUACUACAGCAUAAUAGAAGUUUUUUAAAGUUCUUACUAUCUUCCAAUAUAUAUUUGAAUCGGCAAAAGAUCUCUACUGCUCACGCAUCUGAAAUAAACGACACCCAUACUUUUGGCUCCAAACCAAUUUUUCUCGUUGUUCCUGAGAAGAAUAGAACGAAACUAAAUUCUACGGCGAACAAUCGGUUCGGCCUAACUUCAUAUCCUAAUCCUAGAAAAAGUCAGACACACAUAAAGAAAUCGUUUCCUGAAAUUAAUGCAAGUACACGUCCUGCAGAUAAACUAUUUAGCGACUCCAUAAAAAAACUUUUUGGUUCAGAAAUGGAGCUGACUGGCUGGUCUAUUGGAAAGAAACCUCUGCCAACCCCCUUGGUUAAUCAUAUAGAGUUUUCUACUUCAAGUACUCUAAUAAAUAUACCAAGGACAGAUGAUGGAUUUUCAAAUAUCUCCUUAAGUGAAGUAAAACUUCCAAUCAAAAACGAUAGCUCGAUAAAAUUAAACUUUCCACGCGAAAACUUCACAGAUAAAUUUAUAUCUCAGUCUUCAAAUCUAGCAUCAGAACCACAAAGAAAUGUUGUGAGAGAAACCUUGCAGUUCCCUUCAGGAAACAGCUCGGAAGACUACACAGCAUACAUUUUACAGAAUGAGCAACAAAACGGGUCUAUAAGCAUUUGGACGACUCAAACGCUUGACCAACAAUUCGGUGAUCCUAAGAGGGCUGAAGAAUCAAACCCAAAUCUCAACCUUGAGGUGCAGCAACAUAUCUUUACUUCGACUGAAAUCAUCAAUACUAACUAUACGACAGAGUAUGAAGAACAUGUUUUUAGGAACAUAAUAGAAUGGGAAAAAUCUCAAGAGUCAUGGGGCCUUGCAUGGGAACUCCAUGUUUAUGUUAUGGGCUCUUUUUUUGGAGUUUUAUCACUUUACGUAUUCCAAAAUAUAUUGAGACUAAGGGCAUUUGAAAAGCUUUUUACUAGUGGCUAUUUCAUCAGUAUUACUUUGAUUAUGUUUGUGAUGGGGACUACCAGAGCUUUGUAUCUACUUUUCAAUCCUUAUAAUAUACGUGGUUUUUAUCCUCCGAUACUGAAUGAGCUUAUUCUCAACAGCGGCUUUCUCUGUAUUACGUCAGCUUUUGCCUUUUUAUUUUUAGCGUUGCUUCAAACCACAGAAGUCAAAGUUUUCCCACAGUUUGUCCAAAGUAUAGGUUUUGUAUCAGGAAUCUUAAUAUUUCAGUUUACAUUUUCCAUUAUGACAGAUAUCUUACAUGGAUUGGGUUUAACAAAGAAAAUCUUGCUUUUAACUCGACAGGUUACAGUACUUUUUUGGGCCAUGACGAUGGCAGCAGGAUAUUUUUAUGUCUUCGGAAAGCUUCAAAAGUCAGCAGUAACAAAACAAAUCAAGAUGAUUCGUAUAGCUCUUACCAGACUUCAUAUUGAGGGUGAUCAGUUGCCCCCAAAACUUCCGAAACCCAAUCUCUGUCUUGCUGUUCGAUUAACAACUAUGAUUGCAGUACUCAUUUUUCUAAUAGUAGCCUUACAUGUUUUUGGAAUAAUAUACGUAAAUAAGAUCUUUCAUACUGAAAUUCCUAAACCAUGGGCUUGGUGGGGUUACCAGCUUGGUGAUCGUAUACUGGAACUAUUAAUUUGUUUUUCUAUUUCGUUUGUGACAACGCUUCCGAUGAGUUAUAUGGAGUCAAAGAAAUCAAAAUGUUGUAACGUUUUCUUUCAAAAUAUGUUUAAUAGUGUUGAAUAUUUUUGUUCCGAAAAUGAAGAAGCAGACAGUGAAAUAUUUCCUAUCUGUUUCGCUAAUUAUCAAAGUCAUCCUAAUCCCACCUUUCAUACAGCACCGCUUGAAAGACCAAGACGUUUGAAUCACACUAACUCUCUUCCCACAAUCCCAACUUUCUACAAGGAACUUGGAAGUGGUUCUCACUGGAAGAAAAUAUCAAUUGCUGAAGGUCACGAAGAAGAACAAACAUAUCCAAGUAGAACCAGUUUUUUGCCCUCUGAUAUAUCAAAACCAUCUACUAAUCUGAUGUUUACAACAGACAAUAGACCAGUGAUCUCCCAGAGCAAGCUUGCAGAGAGACAGUCUGCCUCUCUGUUGUACAUAGAUCAAGGCUAUAUCCGGUUUCGUACUGCUGCUGACCAUGAACAACCGUUACAUCUUAGUGAAGACGAGCCGACUGAAGAAGAAAGUUACCACGAUGAAAACGAAUCUACCAGGGUUUAUGGUGGCUCUAGCAUACAUACACUGUGCGAAGAUGAUUUCGAACAAAGCUCCCUAUCUCCAUAUUUUCACACUGGUUUUCACCAUUCACGGCUUAAAAGAACGAGUCGAUGGAGCUUGGAUACAGCAGAUAACAGCAUAGAACUAUCUCCGGAACUGUUAAGUAAUGUGAAUGAACUGUCAACUAGUAUGGUGGAACUUACCCCACGAAAACAAGGCAGCACGUGCAGUUCUGAGAGUGCUGCUAAUAGUUUUAACGUAGCUUUCUUUUUUAACCGUUCUGCCAGAGACGCACCCAAUAUUUCUCAAAUUUUGUUCGGAGAAGUGUACGAGGAAAAGACUUAUAGCGUCGAUAUUCCCGGUUUGAUGGCACGUAGCGUAUCUCCAAUAACAGCGUGUGCACGAAGGAACCACGAAUUCCAGUUAAAUUUGAACUUGCCGUAUUCUAAAAAUGAGGAACAAGUAAAUGUAGCUUGUGGUACGGAAGAUAUAACUCCAGACUCGGCAGUAUACCUUGAUCUUCAACUUUCUCAAGAAAACUCUUGUUUAGAAAGUACAAAUGUUCUUUUGGAAACUUCCAGAAGAAAAUCUUCAUUUAGCCACUCUAUGACCGAUCUAAACAAAUUGAGAACAUUUAUUAUGUCGCCAGAUGAAUGUUCAAAGACAAAGCAAUACUCUUGGGGUUUUUUUGACCGGUUGAAAUACUCCACAUUCUCUUUGAACGCCAAUAUGAAUUCCUACGAACCUUUAAAGUCAGAUGAUAUCACCCUAAAGGGAGCUUGCGCAUUACAUAGACUCCAAACAGAAGUAAAACUGAGAAGAUCAAGCAGUGACAAUGGUCCGGCCCUCUUUGAAAACUGUACCUUCUUUACCUCACUUAGAAAUGUAAAAAAGGGAACUCUUGCAAAGAAAGAGCAAUUAUAUCAAGGUGAUAGCGGACUUCUAAAGGAUUCGUCAAAUAACUUGAUUCAAGUUGACCAGGCGUGUCAAACUGAUCCUAUGAUCACUCAAGAAAAGUGUUUUACGACACGAAAUGAAACCAAAAAAGAUCAAUGUGGACGUUCUAUGUUUAAUAACAAGGUGUUAAUAGUGUAAUAAAUAAAGAACCAAUGUUAGUAUUAUCAAUGAAAAAUCUUGUAAAGUGUGCAAUAGUUCAUUAUAAAAAAAGAAAAAAUGUAAAUGCAAAAUGUUCAAUAGUGUUGUAACACGAUCACUGGUAAUGCUCGUGAAUAAACAUUGUGUUGUUGAUGGGUUACCUAAAACAAAACUGAACCUCAAUAGGUUUCCUUUGUUUUUCAAAAUAUGCUUAGAUGUGUAUAAUUAAUGGCUUGUAUCGAUAGUGAGCGUUCUUCUAUGUAAAUAACUCGAUUGAAUGAGAAUAUAUAGUUGUAAGUAAAAUGUGCAAAAAAUAUCUUGAACAAAACUAGCGUUGGUGAUAGGAACUUACUUCUGUGCACUAAAUCAGUAAGACGAAAAUCAUAUGUAUAUGGUAAUAUUUUUCUUAUUGUAAACUACUGAAACUUCUGCUCAUAAGUUUGUGGAAAAUGAUUAAUAUUUGUAUAGUGGUCCACAUAUCAUUUCACCUAUUAAUGGCACAUUCAUAAGACAUGCUUUGUGCACUUAAGACCAUAACAUUUCAUAAAAUGAACUAGUGUGGUUUAUAUAUGUAUAGCCCCCCCAGUGGCACAGCGGUAUGUCUGC